CAGCUCUGUUCAGGGCUGCAGCAAGCAUGUGUUUCAGUACACUGAUAAAGUCAGCGUGCUCUAAGAACGUGGACAAGAUAAAGGUGUCCCAGCAAUACCUAUUGUUCCCAUCCAGUUAGUCUGGUGAAAGGCAGCAUUUUCUAUGAAGAAAGCUUAUUCCAUAUGUUGCCAAAACACCAAGCUGCUCAGGCAUUACAAGGGGAGAGGGGAGAUGAGCCCUGUAGCGUUCACACAUGGUAAAUGUGACUUGUUUGCUAGCCCUUGUGACUUUGCCUUUUCUCUAAUAACUAUUGCUGGGCUUGCCUCCCGAGGAAAUUGAGUCCCUGUGAGAUCAGUCAGGUUGCCUGGUCCCUGGCACAGCCAUAAUUAGAUCAGUGCAAGUUUCUGACAUUUGCUGUCAUCCUUGGUCCGUCUUACAUGCUGCAUCGCCUUUGGCAUGGGAGAGACUUUUUUCUGUAAGAAAGAGGGAAGAGUUUUCCACUGAGUAUGGAAAUAGGUAUUUUUUCCUGCUGUGAGAGUUAGGAAUGAAGUCCUGGGGUAGGUCUGGUGGAGGUGAAGACCCCCCAGGUGAGAAGGUGUUGUUUGGGCUUGUUUUGGCUUCUUGCUGUGGGGGAAUGAUUGUGAUUAAUUGUGAUUAAACUUGUUACACCUGUCAUAGGGAUGUUUAGUGCCAGUGUGGUAGAACCUGCAGUGAGGUUCCCUCUCAGCUUUAUCUUAGGUGAGUAAUGUUUUCCUACAGUGUGACUCAAGGUGCCCAGGAAGGCCAGAUUUCCAAGCUGUGGGGCCAGGAAUGAAGUGGACACCUGCAGGAGGAGGGUGGUAGAAACCUGCCUUGUCUUGUGCUCUUGAAUAUAUGACAGGAGCUGGGCCUGUGGAGGUUUACUAGAGCUCUCCAGUACCUGGACUGCAGGCCCUGCUGGAGAUCCCUGCUUGUGCAAUGGGACUUUGUGCUUGGGUUUGCUGGUACCUCAGAGGCAGAGGAGUGCUGGGAGGGCUUCAGACAUUACAGCUGUUUCAAUUGAUCCACUAUUUCUUGUUUCCAAGGACAGAAGCGUUCAUGGAUGUGCAUAGUCCUCAUGCAUCUUUCCUGAUUGGAGAUGAAUUUCUUCCUGAUGAGAGGAGCUCUUAUUCACCAUGGCUUCCUCUGCUCCUUCUGCUUGUUGCCUACCUGAAAUCCUCCUCAUCUCCUGCUGGCCUCAUUGUCCUUCCAAGAGCAGGCAAUCACACUCCCACUGCAGUGGGAAGAGGGAUAGGGUCAGUGGCUGAUAGCUGACAGCUCCUUUUUAUGUUCCCAUCUGUUCCCUCUUUUUCCUUCUAAUGAGAUCAGGUGCUGGAGCACACUGGGAAGACUUUUCAGUGUGAGAGGAAGUCACAAAUGAGGUACUUAGGUCCUUUCUGCUUUCAUCUUUGCUAGUGAGAGGCUGCUCAAAUCAAACCUGCAUCCUCUUGAGCUGCUCCUAGAACAGAUCCAAUAAAAAGAAACCUAAACUGUGUAGCGAGGCUGGCAGCCCUGGAUCAGGUGAGUUUGUACUGCAGUGCUGAGCCUUGCCUUGCAGAGAUGCAAAUCUGGCUGUUCUGAGGCUAUUUUUAAAAUUUUAUCGUUACUAUUUUUUUUUAGGUGGCUACUGUCUUGUCUUCUAAAACCUCAGCUAAUUUACGUGGUCUUAUCAUUCUUCAUUCCUUAGGGUGUUGGUGCUUCCCACACAGACCUCACAGCCUUUCUGAUCCACUUUCUUUUGUGUCACAAGUGGCUCCACUCUGGUUCUGUUCUGGGGUGCUUUCCCCACUGCUUUUGGGGACACCUGUUUAUGAUAGUGCUGGUUUUCCGUGGGUGGGAAUGUUUCUCUCAAGGAGAAACUGGAGCAGCUGUUUGGGGCUGUUUUUCAUUUUUGGCUGCUUGAUUUCAUGGCUGCUUUGGGGACGUGUGAAGGAUGGGAAGAGGUUCAAAGGAGAACUUACCGAACCCGCUUAAUAAUUCAGCGUGGUCAGUCUCUGUGGGGAAUGAGAAGUUGCCCCCCUGAUCCCACUGCCAAAAUGUGAUGUGGUGGAAGUUAAUGUGGGGAAAUAGCAUAAAAAAAAAACCCUUUACAGUCCAAUAAUACCCCCACAGCGUAGGGCAAGUGUUCUUUUUAGGGAUGCACUAGGUGCCCUGCUCAAGAAUUAGUAAGCACUGGUUCAGAUCCAGCCCAGGACAGCCUCCCUGUAGCUGCUCAUUAACAAAAGCUCCCAGUUCAUUUGGCAGAAGGCUGGCAGCUCUCGUGGUCAAUGUAAUGCUUGCAGGCUUCCCCAGCAUCUCUGAGUGCUGUGCUGUAGGGAGCUGCACCAGCUGGCCUGACAGCAGCAAGGAAACCAGCUCUUCCUUUCAGUGCUUCACAAGUGAUAAGUAAAACAAGCUACUCCCUUUGCAGCACUGCUUCUGGUGCUCUGUAGCUGCUGUAAUUGCUGUAGUGGUGCCAGGUGCUCCUAAGGGCUCAGGCUGGGUUUGCCUUUUCCAUGUGUCCCACUUAUAACUGUAGUUUUUUUUCUUGCUUCAAAUCACAGAACGAGAUGUUGGUGCUUAAAAAUGUUCUGCAGGAGAGAGAGGUCCUAGUCUUGGUGGCAGUGGAUGACAGACUUGCUGCAGAGCCUGGGAGACCUUUUCCAUGGACUCAGGACAAAUCCUACCACAAAUGGAGCUGCCAGGUGAUGCUGGAAACUGCAAGUGUUGAGCGAGCUGGUGUAGACCAGGUUAGGCAAGAGAAGGCUUUUUUCUGGUGAAGCUAGAUGAAGGAGUGAUCGUGGCAUCCAUCCAGUAUGGUCCUUGGAGCUGACUGUGGGAGCAUCCUAAUGGGGUAUGGGUGCCCAGGUAUUGCUGUGGGUAGGAUGCCAAGUAGUACUCGGGUUCCUGGUGGCCAGUUUCCUCGUGGAGUUACUUCUUGGUCAUGCUGCAUCUCUUCCUGCCUAAUCCUUGCUGAAGGAGCAGUGCUGCUUGAAGCAUCUCCCCCAGCUGUGAGAGGAGGGAGUCUGGGGACAAGACUGAUGUCCUCUUCCCGCAGAGGACAUGCUACCUACCUGCUUGGUACCACUGUUUCUGCCCUCCAGGAGAGCAGUGGAGUAGAGAUGCUCCGUGCAUAGGCUUCUGUGCCUCUGGUGGGGGAGAAGACCUGGUACUCCCCAACCUGUGGUGCUAAGUGGCCCUGGAUGGGGUGGAGAGCCUCCUGGCAGGGCCCUGCCAGCUGCUGGGAAGAGCCACACGUGAGGGAGGUGGGGCUGUCCACUGCUCUGCCUCGAUGGUCAGAAAAGACCAUGGGCACAUCAGAAACUCCCCUUGAACUGUGAAUAACUUCUUGAGUAGUAUGUAUUUAUUUUCUUGUGCCUUUACCCACUGGGGCAGCUGGCUGGAUUAAGUGGUUCUAUGGUAUGAAAGAAAACCUAGAGGGCAUUGCACUUGCAGGGGCCACGGUCUUUGCUUUGUUUUGAAGAGCUGUGGAGAAAAAAUAAUUUACUCUUCUCAAAUUUGAUGGCUGCACAGGCAAUGUCAGGGUCUCCGAAGUGUAUAUGUUUGAAAUAUUGUCUUGACUUUAGCAGGCAGGGAGAUGAAGGCUCAGGGUUUGGAAAUGAGAUGGAAAAUAAGCAAAAAGUGAAGAAAGGGUUGAUUGCCAUGGUGGGAAUCAGAAGGGAGAAAAGCAAACCCAGGGCUGUGCACUGAGGUACGUAUUACCAAAAAAAAUCAAUGUUUUCUCCUGCAAUGUGGGUUUGUAUUGCUGAGAGAAAAGCAGGAAAUGUGGCUGAAAGGAGCCAAGUUAAUUUCCCUUCUUUCUCAGAGGGGGGCAAAUAUGAAUCCUGCUUGAACUGAAGAGGAUUAUUUGUGACUUCAUGAAGAUGCAGUUGGGUGGGUCUCAGCUGGAUCCUUGCAGCCUCGAUGCAUCACCUCUCAGCUCUCCCAUGAGCCAACUUUGAUUGCAAGGGGAGGAUUCACAUCUUAUGUGUGACCUGAAACUAGUUUGAGAAACUGCUUCACUACCUUGAGCACUGGGCUGAGGAGCCUGGGGGCUGGGCUCAGCUCCUCUCUUAGCUUGCUGUGUGCCCCUCAACAGCUCUUCCUCUGCUUUCACAUCUGUAUCUGGGCAGAACGCUCUGAGGGGAUGCUCUUAAUUAAGACUUCCACAGCUCCAAGCGUGGUGAAGCCUGGGGCUUGGGUCAGAGAGCAGUGGGCUGCAGUCCUUUCCAUCCUGCAGAGCCUCUUAAAGCGUGUGUGUUUGUGCAAAGUGCGGCUUCAAUUUCAGGUUCAUUGCAGGGUUGCCUUCUGUCUGUAGAACCACUGCUGUGGUGAAGAAGCUACAGGAGGAGCUGGCUGUGGCCUCCCUCUGCUCCGCUGUCAGCAGUGAAGGGCGAUCUGGCUGAUGGUGUGCAUGUACAGCGACAUUUCCCUGCUGUCCACUGGGCUGUCUGUUGGGGGAUGCAAUGUAUUCAUUUCCUUCCAAGUCCCUGCUAGCUAGGAAAAGUAAUAAUCUGCAGUGUUUACCUUCCCUGUCCUCAGAAAUUAAGCAGCUUUGGCAGAACACAUGUGUUUUGCAAAACGCUGGAGCCCCCCGAGGGUUUUGCGUGCAAAAGCUGAGAGAGUCGAAUAAAGCCGUGUUUUGCACUGGGAGCACGCGCUCCAUCACCGUGCUCUCUGCAGCAAUCUUGCUGCAUCAGCUGGCCCCUGCUUCCUGCCAAGGUUUGGGGUGUUGAAGGGGUGCAAAGGGAGUUGUCUGUUCUGUGGGCUGUCUGUGGGUUUUGCAGGGGUUACCCAAAACAGGGAGGGCAGCUGGGUGGCUGAAAUAGUGGCUUUGGAAUUGAGGUCAGUGCAUAGGAAAACUCGUAGUAUGUACUUUUCCCCAUCCAGCGUGUUGGAGCUCCCCUAUCCCAGGCUUCUUCCGUGCUGUUAACUCUGCUUUGCUUUGCAAAUAAUUUGUCUAGGAAGAAAAACAGCUGCUUCAACUUUGUGCAACAUCUUGACAAGCCUUAAUCUAAUACUUAAUCUAAAGCAAAAUAACCAGACUAUCAUAGAAUGGUUUGAGUUGGAAGAGACCUUAAAGACCAUCUGCUCCCUCUCCUUGCAGUGAGCAUGGAGACCCACAGCUCCAUCAGUGCUCAGAGCCCUGUGCAGCCUGACCUUGGCUGUCUGCAGGGAUGGGGAACCACCACCUCUCUGGGCAACUUUGGUAUCCUUAGCACAGCAUCCAUCUGGGUUGGCUGAGACAUGGCUACCAGCAAGCUCCAUCAGUCCACGGGAUCCUCCAAAAGCCCCGAUGGGUUCCGGAAGAAAGUGGUGGCACCUUGUAACCCAAAGCUGGUCACUGAGGCAGAGGAGCCUGUAACACUGACUCCUUCUGCCUUCCUGAAGGAGAUGUCCCUCACCACGGAGCAGAGGCUGGCCAGCACUCACAGCACGCGGCGGCCCCGUGUUAUCCAGCUCCUGGACAUGAGUGACACCUCCCAUCAAAAGUUCUCCUCAGUUGACCUGGAUCAGACCUUGUUCCAGCCUUUCCCAUCCGAGGUGGUGUUCCAGAGUUACGUCCCCUGCGAGGUCUAUGAGGUACCCCUGGUUCUGAGGAACAACGACGUGGUUCCUCGGCUGGUGAAGGUCAUCUUGGAGAACUCGCCUUACUUCAAGCUGAUCAGCCCUGGUGACGUGAGCCGUAAAGUAGCGCCUGGCAUGCCUUCAACUUUCCGCAUCCUUUUCACCCCUGAGGAGAACAAGGACUACUUCCACCAGCUCAUCUGCAUCACGGAGAGGGAGAAGUUUGUGGUGCCCAUCCGAGCCAUAGGAGCCCGAGCUAUCCUGGACUUCCCCGACCAGCUCAACUUCUCAGUCUGCCCAGUCAAGCACAGCACCCAGAGAACUCUGCUGGUUCGCAAUGUUGGCAACCGAGAGGCUCGUUACCACAUCAGCACCCACAGCCCUUUCUCUGUUGAUCCCUCCGUUGGGACCCUUAGGAUCGGUGACACCAUGCAAGUAACGGUGGAGUUCCACCCACUGAAGACUGGAGACCACUGCGGGUCCUUGGUGGUUCACUACGACACAGGUGAAGAUGUUCUCACAAGCCUGUAUGGAGCAGCAGUGGAUGUCAACAUCAGGCUGGACAGGAACUCUUUGAUGAUUGCGAAGACUUACCUCACGCUGGCGAGCCACAGAUCUGUAGUCAUCCACAACCGGAGUGAGAUCAUAGCCCACUUCCAGUGGAAGGCUUUUGUUACUCAGGAAGAGGAGGAUCAGCAGAAGCUGAGGCUGUGUCACAGGCUGCGGAGGCAGGAGGAGGACGAGAUGGAUCGCUUUAUUGAUGAGUGCAUGGUGGACCCCUCUCUGCGGGAACGCCUUUCCGUUCUCUCCCGUGUCUUCCAGAACCACCGUGCAAAAGUGCAGGGAGACUCCAUGCUCUUCUCUGAUGACAUCUUCGCCAUCGAGCCAGUGGAGGGAGACGUCUGGCCGAAUUCUUCCGCUGAAAUUAACGUGAUCUUUAGACCCCGAGAAGCCGGGCUCUAUCAGCAGACCGUCUACUGCGACAUCUCAGGCCGCGAGACCAGGCUGCCCCUGCGCAUCAGAGGGGAAGGUGAAGGGCCCCGGCUGCGCUUCAGCUUCGACCAGCUGGACAUUGGGAAGGUGUUUGUGGGCUCAGCCCACAGCUACGAGGUGAUCCUGUUUAACAAAGGACCCAUCGACGCUCUCUUCCACAUGGUGCCUCCAACCACAGCGCUGGGCUCCUGCUUUACCUUCGUUCCCCGCGAGGGCCUGGUCCCCCCGGGAGGCCUGCAGCACAUCCGCAUCUCCUUGCGCUCCACCAUCCUGGGGCAGUUCACUGAGGAGUUCGGGGUCAGCGUGCACGGCUGCCCCCAGCCCGUCACCUUGACUAUCAGGGGCUGUGUCAUCGGACCAACUUUCCACUUUGAUGUACCUUCCCUCCACUUUGGUGACGUCCCCUUUGGCUUUCCCUGCACUUUGUCGUGCCGCCUCAGUAACACCUCCUUGGUGCCCAUGACGUUCAGCCUCCGCAUUCCCGGGGAUGGCUCCGGAGCCCCCAGCGUGAGCAGCUCAGUCCAGGUGAUGGACAACACUCACAUCUCGUGGAGGAUGGGGCUUCCGUCUUACCCCAAGCCCACCGAAUUCACCGUGACACCCAGCAGCGGGACCAUCCGUGCCCAGGGGACGCUGGAUGUGCAGGUCACUCUAUGCUCCAACACAGUGAAACAGUACGAGCUGGCGCUGGUGGUGGAUGUGGACGGCGUUGGCAAGGAGGUGCUGGCACUUCUCCUUACAGCCAGGUGCGUGGUUCCCCCGCUGCGGGUGCUCAGCCCCGUGGUGCCCUUCGGGCGCUGCUUUCUCCAGCACCCCUACCAGCGGGCGCUGACCCUGGUGAACGACGGCAACGUUCCCGGCUGCUACGGGCUCCUGCCCCAGGAGCACCAGGAUGGUGCUGCUGUGUGGUACUCCAGCCCCGCGCCGUGCGGGAUCGUCCAGCCCCGCAGCUCGGUGGAGGUGCUGGUGACGCUGCAGGCUCAGGUGAUAGGCGAGCAGCAGACGGCGGCUUUUGUUGCGGUGUUUGGGAGAGAGGAAUCCCCGCUGGAAAUCCAUUUAGCGAGCACUGGAGAAGGCCCAGUUGUCUACGUGCAACCGAGUAAGCUAAAUUUCGGCCGUAUCCCAGUUCUGCAAGAUGUUUCCAAAACUCUGCACCUCUUCAACCAGGCUGUCAUCCCUGCAUCGUUCUGGACAGAGAUGGAUCGCAAAGAUUCGUGCUGGAGGGUUGAACCCAGACAAGGCGUCAUCCUCCCCGAGACUGAGGUGUCGGUGGCUGUCAUAGCCAACCUGGACGACACCAGGAAAUUCCAGGACAACAUGAACCUCUUCAUAGAGAACAGCAGCACCUACGUGAUCCCCGUCCGGGCUGUCGGCAUCGGCACCACCAUCGUCACCGACAAACCCUUUGCACCAGAGCUCAACCUGGGGCCGCACUUCAGCCUGAGUCUCUUCUCCUAUCACUUCAAGAUAACGAACAAGGGAAGGCGCACCCACCAGCUCUACUGGACCACAGAAGGCUUCGCCCCGUUCCGCCAGCGUGAUCGCCUCCCAGCCGUGGGUGACACCAAGGACAGCUUCCGCCAGGGCCCUGUGUUUAGGCUUUGGCCGCUGAGGAUGGAGCUGAUGCCAGGCAGGACGAUGGAGAUGACACUGGAAGGCUUCUCCAGCACUCCAAGGGUGGUGACGGAGCGGCUGCUGUGCCACGCCAUCAUAGGCAGCAAGGCGGGGAAGACUCAGGUCAUGCAGGUGGACGUCACGUGCGAGUUCGUUGCCCCUGUCCUGCAGAUCUCCUCCAGGGAAAUCACUUUCUGUGUGGAGAAGCAACCCAGUGAUGUCCUAACUGCUCAGCACGAACCCCUGCACUUGAAGAACAUCUCCUCCCUGCCGCUCAGCGUGGUGCUGCUCAUGGAGCAGCCCUUCUCACUCUGCGACGUGGAGCAGCGGCCCCUCCCCGCAGGCACCCAGCCACUAAAGCUGAAGACUGGGGAGGAACUUCACCUCUCCAUCAGAUUUAACCCUGCUUACAAAGAGGAUUUGAACAUCCGGGUAGCAGAGCGGGCUCUGAAAAUACGAUUUCUUGAGCACCCUCUUGAGGAGCAGGUUGUCGUUCGGGGAGAGGUCUACUUUCCAAAUCUUGACAUCGAGACCAUGGCCGUGGACUUUGGCUGCAUCUUGAAUGACACCGAGGACGUGCGUUACGUUGAGAUGACCAACUGCAGCCCGCUGCUCGUCCGGUACCGCUGGUCGUUCCUGGCAGGUGGCCAUGUGAGCCAGAUGAGAUUCAGCCCUCCGGUACCUAAAUAUUUCAUCAAACCCCAACCAAAGAAAGAAGAGGGAGCCCCGACGGAGCCCUUGGCAUCAGUAGAGAACAGCAGCCAUGACAUGGGUGAGAAGGAGGCAGCCCAAGCAGUGGGAGCAGCAGGGGAACCUGCCCCAGUGCCAUCAGAUGCAGAUGAACCCCUGGAGACACAGCUGCUACCACCUGCUGUCAAGGAGCUGGAGAGUGCUGCAAAGAUGGUGAGUGCUGCAGAGACUCAGAGCCUGGUGGAGACCAAGGAACCGAUGGAGUUUGUGGAGAACGAGCCCCUCGCCUUGGGUGUGGAGGAGGUUUUUGACAUCCUGCCGCUGUACGGCGAGCUGCAGCCAGGUGAGAGCCAGCAGGUCACCUUCACCUUUUUUGGUCACGCCAACCUGGUGGCCCACGUCACAGCACUGUGCGAGGUGCAGGGGGGUCCAACCUACGAGGUGAUGCUCAGCGGGGAGGCCUCAGUCAUCAGCUACCUCCUCGAUGUCACAGAGAUCAACUUGGGGCUGCAGCUGUUUAACGAAGUCACCGAGGCGGAGCUCACCCUGCAGAACAGCGGCAAGGUGGGAUUCCAGUACCGGGUGCUGAGCCCCAGCGACAGCCCUCUGCCUGGAGUGCCCCUGGCGCUGCCCAGCACGGGUUAUGUUGGACCUGGUGAGGAGCGGGUGCUGGAGGUCUCCUACCUGCCGGGAGUGCCUGGAGCCUUCUGCAGGGCUUUCCAGAUCCAAGUGGGGCACCUGGAGCCAGAAACCAUCACUCUGAAAGGGGAGGGGAUCUUUCCCAGGAUCUGCUUGGAUCUGCCCAGGAAUAUCAGAGGAAACGAAAAGUAUGAGAAGAUCCUCCAGGAGGUGAGAGAGAGGAUGGAGAAAGAGAGCCAGAGAGAUGAAGCAGUUGUUCUGGGAGAGGCCACGGCCACUGAGACACCCGUGGAUGACCUGGACACUGUGUUGGACAUCCGGCUGCAGAUGCAAAUGGAAGAGAUGCUGGUAGAGGAACAUGCCUUGGAGCAGCAAAAGCUCUCAAGCUCCCCAGAGGAUUUGGUCUUUGACCAGCGAGCUCGUCAGAGGCUUCUCAGGGUGCAGCUGCCUGAGUACGUCUUGGACUUUGGCUAUGUCAUCCUCAGUAACAUCUACACACACAUAGUGAAGAUCACCAACACUGGGCAGCUGCCCGUGUCCUUCUGUGCAGAUGGACGGGUCCUGCGUGGCACAGGUUUCACUGUAGAGCUGGACCGCGUGACGAACCUGCCGUACUGCGAGACCGAGACGUUCGAGGUGCGCUUCGACCCGCAGGGUGCCAGCGUGCCGCUGGGAGCGAUGGACGUGCUGCUGCCCAUCAGGGUCACAGGAGGCCCCACGUUUCACCUCUGCCUUCGUGCCUGCGUGACUAUGCCAUCCCUCUGUGUCUCGAGGGACAGCCUGGAGUUCUCCGCUGUCCAGUGCGGGCAGUGUCAGGAGGAAACCAUCCAGCUCUACAAUCAGUUCCAGGUGCCCUGUAAAUGGUUCAUCACCAUGAAGGAGCCUGUCAAGAAGGUGGACAAACAUUUGCCAGCAAACGUGAGACGGAAGCUGCUGCAGGAGCUGAAGGCCAAGCCCUGCGUCUUCGAGGUGCUGCCCUCAGCUGGGGACCUUGCUCCAGGGCAGCGAUGCAACGUGCGGGUCAGGUUCACACCCACUGAAGAGAGAUCCUACAGAAGUGAGCUGAAGAUUAACAUUUGCCAGAGCAGCCAGCCCCUCCAGCUGCAAGUCUCAGGGCAUGGGCUCGAGCCACAACUGGAGUUCGACCCCCCAGUGCUCGAACUGGGACCGCUGCUGCCGUACAGCAGUGGGGCAGCGGGGACAGUGGUGGUGAAGAACCCAUGCAAGUUCCCCAUUGAGUUUUACUCGCUGGAAUUUGACCAGCAGUACCUUGUUGAGGAGCAGAUCCUGCGGGUGCUGAAGGACUACAAUGGCCGCAAUACCCUACUGCUGCCUCCACGAGCCCCAGGUGAGAAGCUGCCCCCGGAGGUGCUGGAGUACUACCAGGACCAGAAGAGGCUGCAGGAUGAGCAGGCGAAGUCCAGGACUGGGGAUCCAGCAGGCCAGGACAACGCCAGCAGUGAAGACAUCCAGUCUCUCUCGGAUCCAGGAGGAAAGAGCUCUGCUGGCAUCGUUCGCACCCUCUCAUCUCAUUGCUCGGUCAUUCCUCUCUCCACUUUGGACGGAAGCCAGUCUAACAAGGUGGACUCUAAAUCUGAGUGGGGAGAAGAGGAGGAAGAUGUUGAGAAAAGACAUGGCACAGGAUCUGAGCGGAUGGGGAAGAAGUUGAGAAUCACUGGUGUGCAGGAGGCUGAUUUUUGUACCUGGUUCUGCCUAGCAGAACAUCAGCAGAGCAGCAGCAGCAGCAAGGAGGCUGCAGGAGAACUGGACGACAGCCCUGUCCUCAGAGCCAUUGCUCGCCACCUGGGCAUCGAUAUCUCUUCUGAAAGCCGCGCGGCCCGAAAUCGCCGUGGGAUCGCCAUCAUCAUCCAUGGGGCACCCCUGACAGGAAAGACAUCAGCCGCAGUCGCCCUCUCCAGACACUAUGGCGCGGCCUGCUUGUCCAUCGACUCGCUGGUGAUGGAGGCCAUCUCCGACAGGAGCAGCUCAGCCGGGCUCCGCGCACGGGAUCUGUGCCUCAGGGCUGCCAUAGAGCAGAGCCAGAGGGAGGCGGAGGAUGCUGGUCAAAGCACAGACCCAUCCGCCCCUCAGCUCAGCGCUGAGCCCAGGCACAGCCUGGACAUGAGCCAGACCAGCUCUGGGGACAAGACCAGCCUGCACUCUGUCAGCUCCCGCAGCAGGGCGAGUGCAGCAAUAAGCAGGAGGAAAUCAGAUAUCCACGCAUCCCACUCCCAGAAACAGCAGCUCACGGACCCGGCAGGCCCACAGGGCUUCUCCAUCUCUCAUCGCUUCUCACUGCUUCCCUGCGUCCCCGUGCAGCGGCGGCUGAGCAUCGAAGGCAGCGUAGCGGGAGAUACAGGCUUGAUGAGCUGCGUGCUGCCCGAGGACGUGCUGGGGGCCAUCCUCUCAGAGAGGCUGCAGCUGAGUGACUGCUACCAGGGAGUGGUGUUCGAUGGCCUGGAGACCCUCUUUGCACACAGCAUGGCAUCUGCUCUCCUCUGCCUACUCAAAGCUGUCAACAACCGGCCUUGCAUCUAUUUUGUGAACCUGUUCCAGGACUAUGCCUCUUGGAAAGCCAAAGAGAUGGCCGCAAAAGAGCAGGAAGAACGGGAGCAGGAAGAAGCUGCCAGGAGGGAGAAGGCACGCCUUCAGGAGAUGGAUGAGGAGGAGUAUGAUGCCCUCACUGAGGAACAGAAAGCUCAGUUUGAUUACAAUAUACUACAAGACCAGCGUGAGAGGAGGAUGAGGAGGAUGGAGCAGCUGGCUCGAGAGCUUGAAGAAAGGCAGAGGCAAGAACUAGAGCGCUUGAAGGAGGAAGAAGAGCUGAAGAAGAAGUCUAAGCGGGGGAGGAAAGAGCAUGGAAAAGAAAAAGACAGUGCCCUGGGGAAGAAAAGCCAGCAGGGAGGCAGACAGAAUGCCACUGCAUCCACCAGCAACACCAACGUGUCCACCGGCAACCGCUCAGACACCAGCGAUGGGGUAGACAAAAAGGGGACUACAAAGGAGCACCCGGACUCUGCUGUAGGUGACAAGGAUGAGAAGAAAAAGUCGAACAAGGUUCCCGUGACAAAUGCCAGCCCAGCGGUGCCCGUGCAACCCAGCACCACAGAGCAGGAGGAAGCCAAGGAGAAGACGCUGAGCGACAGCGAGAAGAUCUUGGCCAUGAGGUUUAAGAUUUAUGAGGCAUCACAGAAAGAUAUCGCACAUAUUUUGUCAAACUGGGACAGGGUUCAGGGCAUUCUGGCGUCCACUUGGAACCAGGAGGAGGCAUGGCAGCAGGCAGAAGAGCAGAACACACAUUUAUCCAGCCGCAGGAGCAGGAAGGACAGGGAGAAGGAGCGCCAGGAGAAGGAACGGCAGGAGAAGGAGCGCCUGGAAAAACUGAAGGCUCUCAAGGAAUCCCAAGGGCAGGAAGGGGAAGAUGCAGAAGGGUCAGCAAAAGGCCAGGACAUCGGGGUGCCUUGCUUGGAUAUCCAGGUGCUGGGCACAGAGGAUGUUAUUGGGAAGAUCCUGGAGAGUGGCAAGCUGCCCCCAGCAGAGCAGAUCCUGGAUAGCCUCGGACUGGGUCCCUCAGGGCCUCCCAUUCCUCCUACUGCAUUUUACUCUGUGAUCCGCUACCCGGAGAAGCGGGAGGCCCCAACAGGAGAAGCCCUCAAGCACUUCAUCUUUGUAGUGCCAGAAGGUGCGAUGGCAGAAGAAGAAAAGAAGGAAUCUGACAGUCUUGUGGAUGCCCCCGUCACGCCUACCAUGAAGGUGUCAGAGGAGCAGCUCACCCCCACCAGAGGGAAAGCGAGGAAGGAAAAAGCUGAGGGAAGCCGGGAGGUCAAGAAAGAGAAGCAGAGCUCUGCCCGGAGCAAGAAAAAUCUCCAAGGGCUGGGCACGGGAACAUCAACACAUCCCGCUGAUGUGGAGCAAAGCAGCGUGGAUGUGGGCCCCUCUCUGGGGAAGCCCAUCAGGCUGAGCAGCUGCCGGUGGAUCGUGCCUGCCCAUGGCCAGGUUGAGCUGAAGGUACACUUCGCCUCCAUGGUGCCAGGCCAGUUUGACCAGACAAUGAAUUUUGAGGUGCUCGGGACAAAGCGACUGUACCAGCUGCACUGCAGGGGCACCUGCGUGUAUCCCACCAUCAGCCAGGACCCACGGGUGGUGUUUCCACACCGAAGGAAGAGCAAAGCAGACAACGACGUCAUCUUCAAGCAGUACGUCAUGAGCACGGGUGUGUUCCACUUCGGGCCACUGCUCUGUGGGAAGUCCAGAGACUGGUACAAGGCGCUGCCCUACCGCAGCAACUGCGAGAAGAUAACCAUCCUCAACAUCACCCCCUUGGAAGCAGAGGUGCAUUUCUUCUUUGAGCACGAUUCCAAAGCAGACACGUUCAUUUUAGACCCUCCCAGCAUGACGCUGAAACCCAGCGAGAAGCAGGAGCUGAGCAUUUGGGCGUAUCCCACUUCGGCUGGCCUUGUGGAAGACAAGCUCGUGUGCUGCAUUAAGGAGAACCCGGAGCCGGUGGUCUUCCGCCUGUGCUGCCAAGGGGUGCGGGUGGAGCUGGGGGUCAGCCCCAAGCACGUGCACUUUGGGAAGCUGCUGGUGCACAGGAGGGACAGCAAGCAGCUGUUGCUGCGCAACUCCACUCUGCUGCCUGCAGCCUGGAGGCUCAGCGGGCUGGAGAACCUUGGUGAGGACUUCUCCGUAUCGCAAAGAGAAGGCACUGUGGGGCCCUGCGCAGAAUUGAGUAUCUACCUGUAUUUCAAAGCCACGAAGGCUCUCACCAUUAAGAAGACCAUCCGACUGGAGGUUUCAGAUGCAGAAAACAUUCUUGGGAUUGUUCAGAUAGAAAAUAUCCAAAUCCAAGCAGAAGUCUAUGACGUUUCUCUGAGCAUCACCAUUUCCAAAGGUAUGGAUGGCAACGUGGAUUUUGGAGUCCUCAAGGUGCAGGAUGAUGUAAAGCAAAUGCUGACCUUGAAGAACAAAGGGAAGUAUGAGAUUGCAUACAGCUUCACGAUAGAAAACGCAGAUACCGACAUUCCAGACUUGGCAUCCCACUUUGCCAUCCAGCCACAGAGAGGGGUGAUGGCCGCCUCUGAGCGCCCUGCGCACGUUCAUGUGAUCUUCCACCCCAGGGCAGAAAUAAAUAUUGAGGACAAACCCAUCCUGAAGUGCCAGGUGAUUGAGCCCAGCCUCUGCGAAGGAGGGGAGACCAUCGCCGUCAUCCCAGUGAAUGUGUCUGCCAAGGCCCUGUUCAGCAAGUACAGCAUCACCCCGGCCUCGCUCAUUGACUUCGGGACUGUGGUGAAUGGCACCAAGAAAACCUGCAGCUUCAUCCUGGAGAACAGAGGCAGGCUCGACUUCAAAUUCCUCAUCUACAAAGCAGAGCAGGAUGCAUCUGGGCUAAGAAGGAAAAGUGUCAGUCAAGGGAAGUCCAACCACUCCCACGAGGAUGAAGACAUCGAGGAAGUGCCCAACUCUGGGAAGCAAAAUAGGCAGUCUAUGCAGAAGGACACGAACCCUUUCAUGCAGGCACGUAUCACUCUCGGCAUGUUCACGGUGUACCCUGGCUUUGGUUCCAUCUGUCCUGGGGGCCAGCAGACCAUCACGGUGGAUUGCCAGGCAGAGCCAGUGGGGACAUGCGAGGAGCACCUAUCAAUCGAUAUCAGUGACAGAGACCCCAAAGACAAUCCCCUUGGCAUCCCGUACACCCUCUUGGCCGAGUCCUGCCUUCCAGCAUUUGUGGUUGACGACAUAGGUUCCAUCUUUGAGGAGCAUCGUAUCUGCAGCAAUGCCAACCUCUGCCAGAUCCUGCAGACUGUGCAGGACAAGGGUGUGUUCAUCACGGAUGAGAACAAGUUCAUCUUCACCAAUGUUCUGGUUGGGCACCAGGCCACAGCCCGCUUCAAGAUCCGCAAUGUGGGCAAAGUCCCCUGCGACGUGGUCCUCUCCGUCAAACCUGUCUCCGCUAAGCAUAACAGCCGCAUCAGCGACAUCUUUGAGGUGGAUCCUGCUCAGAUGUGUGUGCCCAGCCACUCCCACGCCUUCGCUACGGUGACCUUCACUCCGCAAACGAUGCAGAGCUACCAGUGCAUAUUUGAGGCUUCCCUUGAAACCCAGGCAAGCCCAGCAGUAAUUAAAGCACAAAGCCUGACGUUUGAUAUCAGUGGGGAGGGGAACCUGCCUCGGGUGACGGUCCUGCGCCCAGUCCUUCACAACAAGAGGGGCAACCCUCUGCUUCUCUUCAAGAAACUGUUGCUUGGUGAUUCAGAAAAGCUCCCUCUGGUCCUUCAGAAUGGCGGCAUCAUGCCUGUCCAGUUGCUGAUAGAUCUGUUGGACGAAGCAGGAGUUUUCUUCCUGAAAGCCAGGCCCACCACGCACUGUGUCUACCAGGCUGCAGAUAGGAAGGAGGAUUCUGCUGGAGAAGGGAGGAAGCCCCACGCUGCUUCCUUGGUCCUACACCAGGGGGAAUCAGCAGAGUUCGACGUGCUUUUCAAACCCAGCCUGCCCCAGCGUGUGGAAGGGAAGAUCCACCUGUCUGUGGUGGACAACCCCUAUGAGGAGACCGACAUCCAGCUGGUGGGUGAGGGCUACGAGGAUGAUUUCACAAUAGAUAACAUCCACGGACUCGUGGCAGACAGCUUUGAGGAGAACACUGAAGGCAGUCUGGAGGAGGACAUAAUUGAAGCUGCCAGAGUGGAUCACAUCCAGUUCGGGGACUGUCACAUCGGGAAGCCCUACCAGGUGACCUUCACGAUCACCAACCGCAGCAGGGCGGAGGCGAUGCGGUUCGAGUGGCUGGCGGGCACCCCCUUCCACUUCUCCCCCCAGGUGGGACACCUCCACGCUGGCUGUGCUAAGGACAUCACAGUGACCUUGAAGUCGGACGUUGCAGUCACCUGCCAAGCACAGCCUGUGAAGUGUAAGGUGGCCAGGAUCUCCUUCCAGCUGCCACCAGAGCAGGUCACCGACUGGGAUGACCGCCUGCAUACCGUCAAGUGGGUGGAUGCCACCAGGGGUGAGGCAGCUAUGUGGCCAGUCAAGAAGAAGGUGAUCGAGACAGACCCAGAACCAGCUCACACCGUCCUGGAGAAGAGCAGCCGUGAAGUGGAGCUCCGCCUGAGCGCUGUCGUUGAUUAUGCUGACUUCAAGCUGGAUGUGGAUGCGAUUCAGUUCAAGGAGACCUUGCUCUUCCAGACAAGGACAUUUCAUUUCCGGCUGUCCAAUACAGGGAACGUGGCCCUGGAGUACACCUGGAUGGCGGACAUGGGGGAUGAGAGAGCAGCGAGCCCAGCCGGGCAGCUGCUCCCAGCUGAGCUGGAAGGACGUUGCCUCUCCUCCAUGUCUGUUGCCUCUGCGAAGCUCCCAUUUGGCUGGCUGGGCCACGCUCUGGAGCACACCUCGUCCUCCCUGAGCUCACCCACAAGCCUUGGCCACGCCACCCCACUGUUCUCUGUUGAGCCCCCCAGUGGCACCAUCCCUGCUGGCCAGGAGCAACUCUUCCAGAUGAAGUUCUCCCCGGUGUACGUGGGGAAGUUUAAGAGCUGCAUGGUCUGCAGCAUUCCUAACCUGAAGCCAAAUCAGAAGGGCCCAGAGGUGGUUGUGAAGGGGAAAAGCCUGAUGCCACAUUGCCACUUUGAACUGGAGGAUUCUGACUACAUCACUGCAAAGAGGCGCAAACAGGAGCUGCCGGAGCCCGAAGAGGCAGUGCAAGAUCUCAAUACCAGAGUAAUCGAGUUUGCAGCAACUGGGGUGGGCGGCAGGAACAGCAGGACCUUCACAGUGAUGAACCCAACCAGUUCUGCAUACUCCUUCCAGUGGACAUGCCAGGACGCUGAAGCCCCACCAGGGCAGAGAGCUUUCUUCUGCCUGACAGAGAGAGGGCAGAUCCAGCCCGGGAAGAAAGCAGAGAUCAAAUUUGAAUUCAUCCCACGACAUCUGGACGUCACCGAGUCCUUCUGGGUCUUUACAAUCCCUGAGAAGAGCAUUUCAGUCCAGUUCCUGCUGGUGGGACACACCACUGAACCACUCGUGACUCUGGACAGGUCCCAUUUGAACUUCCACUUGCUGUUAGUUGGGCAUAAGGUACACCAGACCAUCUAUAUGAUCAACAGUGAGAAGGAGGCCUUCAGUUUUGCUUUCAGAGAAAGCUCACUCUUCUCAGAGGGAUGCAGCAGCUCAGUGAAAGUAGAGCCCAUGGAAGGCUCCAUCGCUCCCCUUUCAAGGUUUCCCAUUACAGUCGUCUUCGUGCCAACACUAGAAGGCGAAGUGGUCUUCAACCUCAAGUGCGACGUCAAGAGGAAGACAGAACCCCUCUCCCUGAAUAUCAAGGCCGCUGGCUACAGCAUGAGUGUGUCUGUCAGGUGUGAGGACAGCGAUGGCAGCGUCACUAAGCUCAGUGAACAGGAGAUCAACGUCAUUGAUUUCAAGGAGGUGCAGCUGAAUGAGAGCACCCAGCGCACUUUCAGCAUCCACAACAACGGCAAGUUCAGCUUCACCUUCUUGUGGGAGCUGCGCGGCCCCGCAGCCCGGCUGCAGCUCCUGUCCCUCAGCCCCCAGUCGGGCAGCGUGCGAGCUGAAGGCAAGGUGGACACCGAGCUGGUUUUUCACCCACGGAAAAUGUGCUCGUUAAAGGACGUAGAGCUGACGCUGCAGAUCAGCAAGGGUCCCAUGUUUACCUGUGUGUUCCUGGCCACCGUGGUAGUGCCCUCUGUCCACUUCUCAACCACCAGACUCAACUUCGGAGCCUGCUUCAUCUAUCAGGCCGGGAUGCCACCUGCCCGGCAGACCCUUGCCAUCACGAACAAAGCAGACAAGGAUGUCAGUCUGAGCUGCUUGUUCACCAACACCACGCACUUGGAGGUGGACUUCCCAGGGUACAUCCUUUGCCCAGGAGGGACGGUGGUGGUGCCCAUCACUUUCUAUCCCAGAGAAGUUGCGUCUUACCAUGAGCUCAUCCCUUUUGAAAUCAAUGGUCUUUGUCAACAGACUGUUGAGGUCCAAGGAAGGGGUGCAGAAAUGAAGGUGGACGUUGUGGAACCCCAAGGGAAGGUGGUGAAGCUGGGAGCCCUCUCUGUGGGACAGACAGUGAAGAAGAUUGUCACCAUAGCAAACAACAGUGUUGCCCCUCUCACUUUUAAGCUCAGUUUCAUGCCCACCGUGCCAGAACUGCAAGAAGAUGGGGUUCUCUGCUUGCACCCCAGCAGUGAACUAAGUUUGAAGCCCAAAGGAGACACCUGCAAAGUGGAGGUGAUCUUCUCCCCAAAGCGCCGCAUUCAGCCGUUCACUGAAGAAGUGAUGCUGGAGAGCAGCGGGCUGCUGCACUCCCUGUUCAUGGUACGGGGCUCCUGCCAGGGAGUCUGUGUCAGCUUGGACCAGGAUCGCCUCAGCUUUGGAGCAGUGGUGCAGCGGAGCUGCACAUCCCAGCGCAUCACCAUGCAGAACACGGGCGACAUCGGAGUCAAGUUUAAGUGGGACGUCAAGAGCUUCAAGCCAGAUUUCUCCAUCAGCCCCACAAAGGGUUACAUCUCCCCAGGAAUGGAUGUCUCCUUCGUGGUGAGCUUCCACCCAUCAAAGCUGAGCCUUGCUAUCCAGUAUGAGGGGCUGCAGUGCUUCAUCCAGGGCAGUGAGCCGCUCUGCCUUACGCUGGCAGGGUGCUGCACAGAGACCCCCGUCAUCAAAGAGACACUGACUUUUUCAUGUGAUGUGCGUGGGAAGGACAGCCAGACCAUCCUCCUGUCCAACCCAAGCAAUGAGCCCUGGACCGUGAAGCCUGUCAUUGAGGGUGAACACUGGAAAGGGCCUGAAUGCAUCCAUCUUGAGGGCAAUCAACAAAACAAGCCCUACAAGAUCACCUACAAGCCCCUAACCAUGAGCUCUGAGGAAAGGAAACAUGAGGGCUCCAUCUUCUUCCCAUUGCCAGAUGGGACAGGCUUGUACUACCUCCUGGAAGGGACUGCUGAGGGCCCAGAGUGCUCAGGGACCAUUUUUCGGGAGGUGCCAUGCAGGACUCCCUACACUGAGCUCCUCCCUGUCUCCAACUGGCUGAAAAAACCACAGAGGUUCCUUGUGGUAACAGACAUACUCAAACCAGAGGACCUGGACAGUGGUUCUUUGCUGCAUGGGCUGGAAUACAUUGAUGUGCCUGGCUCCGGCAAGAAGGACUACAAGCUCACGUUCCUCUCCUACAAGGAAGGAGUCUUUAGCGCAAUGGUGACCUUCAUCAAUGAGGUGACCAAGGAAUACUUGUUUUACCUGAUCACUUUCAAGGCCACCGCUUCAGGACCCCUUGGCACUGUCGAAGUGAGCGCUGCUGUCCGGCAGAACGUGUCUUCCAUUGUCAAGGUGGACAACCCUCUGGCUGACCCAGUGGUGUUUGACAUAGAUUGCAAAGCGCCUGACAUCACCGUUCCCCCACAUUUCACUGUUCCCGCUCAGUCAGAGGCCAAUCUUGUCUUUGAGUACCAGCCCUUGAAGGUAGGUGAGAGCACUGAGCGCCUGAUGCUCCAUAGCAGUGAAUUGGGCUCAUGCUACUACGAACUGAUCCUGAAAGCCACGAUUAGCAAGCCGGAGAAGCCACUGUACUUCUGCACCACGCUGGGCUCCAACCAGACCAUCACCACCAAAAUUAUGAAUUACAACCGCCAAAAGACAGAAUAUAUCCUCCAGACUGACUGUGCUGAUUUCCAGACGGAGAAGACCAUCAGCACGCCGCCUGCCGCCCUGGGGGGCUCGGAGGUGAGCGUGGAGGUGAUCUACGAGCCCUGCCAGCUGGGCGAGUCCCGGGGCACGCUGCAGCUCUUGGGCCCCCCAGGCGGGGAAUACACCAUCCCGCUCUUCGGCCUCGCCCUGCCCCCCAGGCCGCAGGGCCCCUUCCUCAUCAAGGCCGGCGGCAGCACCUCCAUCCCCUUCAAGAACAUCUUCCCCCAGCCCACAACCUUCAGGUACAGCGUGGAGAACCCAGCCUUCGCCGUGCGGGCCACCGAGACCUUACGCCCCAAGAAGACCGUCUUCAUGGCCGUCUCCUUCCAGGGCAGCCCGGACGGCACCAAGGUCCCCGUCACCAGCCGGCUGGUGGUCUCCUGCGCCCGAGCGGAUGGCCUGGGAGCGGGCGUCUCCUGGGUGUUCUACCUGCGGGGGCUGCCCCCUGAGAAGUGACGGGGAUGGGUUGAGGGCAGCCUCCGUGGGCGCGGAGCCGGCUGAGGGGGCUCGUGGUGCUGUCGCGGGGACUGUGACACGGUUUGGAAUAAAGACACGGGCAGCGCAGA
Molecule: messenger RNA, 20730 nt
Organism: Numida meleagris (helmeted guineafowl)
Lineage: Eukaryota; Metazoa; Chordata; Aves; Galliformes; Numididae
Gene: HYDIN
Product: HYDIN, axonemal central pair apparatus protein
Exons: 86
Coding region: 5225-20620 (5131 amino acids)
Biological process (GO): axonemal central apparatus assembly; cilium movement
Cellular component (GO): axoneme
Source: RefSeq, a predicted model, not a curated record